Messenger RNA from Bipolaris zeicola 26-R-13, 534 nucleotides. RefSeq lists its product as uncharacterized. The record is from RefSeq and is a predicted model, not a curated record. The transcript has 3 exons. Bases 1 to 534 code for a protein of 177 amino acids. Gene Ontology annotation, biological process: positive regulation of translational initiation; nuclear-transcribed mRNA catabolic process, deadenylation-dependent decay; mRNA export from nucleus in response to heat stress. Gene Ontology annotation, molecular function: nucleotide binding; translation initiation factor binding. NCBI's taxonomy places the organism in Eukaryota, Fungi, Ascomycota, Dothideomycetes, Pleosporales, Pleosporaceae. Gene Ontology annotation, cellular component: P-body; RNA polymerase II, core complex.
AUGGAAGGAGACGGCGAGCACAACGCCCCCCAGAGGCCCGAGCCGCCCGUCUUCAAAGCACCCAGGCUCGUCUCGCGCCCCAAGCCACCAGUUCAGCAAGAGGAAGAAAUGGGCUCCGAGAUCAAGCUCGGCGACUUCGAAGACGUCCAUGCCCUCUCCGUCUCAGAGGCCCGCGCCGUCGUCACCGCCGUUCACGAGGCGCGCAAGAAGAAGGACCCCGAGAACAACCCGCUGCGCGACCGCAUCUACAACGAUAGCAUCACAAUCACCCAGUUCCUCGACUACCUCGACAACUUUGCCCGCUACAAGGAAGAAGACAGCCUGCACUCCAUCGCCGCCCUCUUUGACGCUCACCCCGAAAUCUCCGUCGUCGAAAAGGCACUGCUGGGAACCCUUACCCCCGAUACCGCCGAGGAAGCCACUACCCUCAUCCCUUCCCUUAAGAUGGACGAGGACGAGCUGCAGCUAAUUCUCGAUGAACUGAACAAGAUGCGUGAGUUGGAAAAGAUCAAGAACACCGUUAUGGGCACCUGA